Messenger RNA from Camellia sinensis, 813 nucleotides. It is a transcript of the gene RL1, whose product is annotated as RAD-like 1. The record is from RefSeq and is a predicted model, not a curated record. NCBI's taxonomy places the organism in Eukaryota, Viridiplantae, Streptophyta, Magnoliopsida, Ericales, Theaceae. Gene Ontology annotation, molecular function: DNA-binding transcription factor activity.
AAGACCCCACCUCACCCCUCUGCUCCUGGAGCUUAUAAAGAGAAGGCUUUGCCGCCUCUUUCCACAUACCAGACCUUGACUUGUCUAGAGUCUUUCCUGUUGACUCUCUUCAUUCUUCUCACUGUUCUUUGCCUUCCAGCUUUUCCAAUCCAUUUUCUAACCCUUUUCACCUUGAACAAUUCGUCAAUAAUUUUAGAAAAUUCUACAUAGUGAUACUUAUAUAAUCACUACAUAUCUAUAUAGUGUUAUUGACUUAUUUCCCACCCUAUUUACUGUUCUAACUUAAGACCUCAACUACCAACCAAAUAUAUGGCAUCAAUGUCCUCCCAUGGUUCUGGUUCUUGGACUGCUAAGCAGAACAAAGCCUUUGAAAAGGCUCUGGCUGUGUAUGACAGAGACACCCCCGACCGUUGGCACAAUAUCGCCAAGGCGAUUGGUGGGAAAACUGCAGAGGAAGUGAAGAGGCAUUAUGAGAUCCUUGUGGAGGAUGUCAAGAAUAUUGAGGAGGGCCAAGUGCCUUUCCCAAACUACACAGGAUGAAAAAUCUAAGGCUCCGGUGAGUUACAACCUCGAAGAAGCGAUAAUAAAGGAGCAUUGCUGUUCUAUAUGCUCAUAGUAAUUCGAAAAUCAUCGGUAGAUGAUUCUUCUUUCUAUUAUCGUAUUGUUUAUGACCUAGUAAUCAUCAAUUUAAGUUUCGAAAUGUGUAGUAGUGGUGCUCUACGAAUCAAAAUAAAGCUAUGUUAUGUAGUUCCUAUAAUUCUGUUCAGUGUAAUAGUUUCUAUGAAAUUAAAUGUAUGUAUGUGUUCGAUUUAA